CUUUUGCAUUGGCAAUAUUUUAUUGAAACGGUGAAACGCUAGCGCCAGUAGCGGCUGUUUGUUUCCUUGGACGCUGGGAGAGAACCUGUCCUUUCUGAGAAAGAAGCUUUUUGCAAGUCGCAUAGCCACUAGGGAGUUGUUUGAUAACGGCUGCUCGUCUGCAGUUAGCGAUUGAAGGAGGAAAAGCAAGCGUUUGUUAGCGCCCAUCUCCGGAGGCAAGAUGCCGGCUUUCUUCUUGAAGCCAGAAAAUGCUCUGAAGCGGGCGAAAGAGUUCUUGGAAGUGGGCAAAAAAGAGCCAGCACUGGACGCGCUCGCAGAUGUAAUCAAGUCCAAGAAGCAUCGAACAUGGCAGAAGGUACACGACGAUAUCAUGGCGCUGUACAUCACCCUUUGCGUGGAAUUGCGGCGAGGACAUCUGGCCAAGGAAGGCCUGUAUCAGUACAAGCUCAUCUGCCAACAAGUCAGUAGCGGGUCACUGGAGGAAAGCAUUCGCUUCUUCCUGAGGCUCUCCAACGAAAAGGCAGAAGAAGCACGCAAGAACUCGCAGCAGACCGUCUUGGACGGUCAAGUCAUCUUGGAUGUAGACGAUCUGGACCACAUUCAGACUCCAGAGAGUCUGCUGCUUAGCGCGGUGAGCGCUGAAGACACACAGGCACGUACUGACCGUGUUCUGCUUACGCCCUGGGUCAAGUUCCUCUGGGAGGCCUAUCGCAGUGUGCUGGAUCUUCUACGUAACAACGCCAAGUUUGAGAAGAUCUACCAUGAAGUGGCAAAGGAAGCUUUCAAGUUCUGCGUGGACUAUGCCCGUCGUACUGAAUUCCGCAAGUUGUGUGACAAUCUUCGCCAGCACUUGAACCACAUCCAGGCAUAUCAGAACCAGGCCAACAGUGUCAAUCUUAAUUCACCAGAGAGCAUGCAGAUGCAUGUUGAGACCCGCCUUCAGCAGCUGGACACCGCCAUCUUACUGGACUUGUGGCAGGAGGCAUUCAAGGCUAUCAACGAUGUACAUGGUCUGCUGACACUGAGCAAGAAGCCGCCUCGUCCCGCUAUGGUGGCUAACUAUUUGAUGAAGCAAGCCACCGUCUACUGGAUGGCUAAGAACCCUCUCUUCCAUGCAGCCGCGUGCCAUCGCCUGCUUGUUCUGUCUAGAGAACAGAAGAAGAACCUCUCCGAUGUUGAGCUCUCAAAGCUUGCAUCCCGUGUCGUUGCAUCCACGUUGGCUGUGCCGCUUCACUCCAGCUCCCCAGAGAGCAACUUUACUGCCGAGUUGAAUGAGAUUGCUCGUGAGAAACACCGCAAGCUUGCUGGUCUGCUUCAACUCGGCCAGCCUCCUUCCAGGUCAUCGCUCAUCAGUGACGUGAGACGUCUCAACAUCCUGGACCAUUUGCCAGAGCCACUCAAGCAACUCUUCACAUGGCUGGAAGAGGAGUUCCAUCCUCUCAGGAUCUCUGAGCGGGUUAUGGAAUGCAUCAAGUUUCUUGAAGAAGAUGAGGAGUUAAAGCAGUAUGCUGAUAACAUCCGAGUGGUUGGAACUGCCCGUCUGCUGCAGCAAGUAGCGCAGGUGUACUCAUGCAUCGAGAUUGACCGUCUACUGCAGUUGGCACCGCACGAGACCAAGUUUACCUUGGAGAACUCCAUUGUCCGUGCAUCCAAGCGCAUGGAGCUACAGGCUCGAAUUGAUCACCGUUCGCAAACAGUCACUUUUGGUGCAGACAUCUCGCUAGUCGAGCAGAGCAUUGAAGGUCCUUUGCUACAAGAAAUGCCUUCGGAGGUGCUGAGGAAGCAGAUGUCCCACAUCUACAGCUCGGUGGACAAGGCUGCGUCAAUGAUCUCGCCGUCCGUAGACUCUGACGUUGUCAAGGUCAUGCGCAAGAAAACAGCUAACACCUACCGUCAGUGCUGUGUGAAGGAGCACAGGAAUAUGCUGAAGCGGAAGAGCGUCAUUGAGAAGAGAAAGGAGGACAUUGAGUCUAAAGCUCAGGCAAAGGAGAAAAAAGAACGGGAACUGGAGGCGGAGAAGAUCCGCAAGACUAAAGAAGCCGAGCAAGCCAGACUAAGGAAGGAAGCUGACGAGCGCGAGACCAAGCGCAAGAAGGAGGAGCUGGCAGAAAUCGGCCGCCGUCAAGUCAUGGAGAAGAUUGAACAGAUCAAGAAGACGGCCAUUGGUGGCAAGGCGUUGGCUGGUCUGAAGCCAGAGGAACUGGAGAACCUUGAUGCCGACAGCCUUGUUCAGAAGCAAAUGGCAGAGCUCGACAAAGAAAAGAAGGAACUGGCUACUCGCCUCCGUGCUAUUGAGAAGAAGGUGGAUCACUUUGAGAGAGCGAAGCGUCUUGUGGAGAUUCCACUUCUCCAGGAACAGUAUGAAAAGCAGAAGAAGGAAGAUGAAGUGUUCUUCAAAGAAGAGCAGGAGGCCAUGAUUGCCAAUGCCAUUUCUGACCGCAAAGAUGCCGAGGAGCACAAAACGCGCCUGUCUCGAAUGGAUGGAGAUGUCAGAAUCUACAUUGAUAAAUUGUCUGGCCAUCGCAACUUGCGCUAUCAGGAUGAAAUGAAAGAAUUCAAGAGGCGUAUGGAAGAUGAGCGUAAAAAAUGGCAGGAGGAGAAGAUCCGCCAAGCAGAAGAAGCUCGACGUCUCGAGGAAGAGAGGCAGCGUGAAGACGAGCGCCAGCGUGAAGAGGAACGUCGCAUUGCAGAGGAGGAACGGCGCUAUGAGGAAGAACAACGUAGAGCCGAAGAAGAGCGGGAGAGAGAGUUGAAAGAGGAAGAGGAGGAGCGCCAACGACAGCGUCAGGAAGAACUUCGAAAGAUCGAGGAGGAGCGUCGUCGCGAGGAGCAGCGCCGAGAUGAUCGCCGAGCACCUCUUGACCAUGCAGAGCACGAUAAUGGUCAUCGCAAUGGCCACUCGCGUCAUGGGCCUAGUGGUAACGAGCGCCGUGAAUUUGGACGUGACGACCGCUCCCGCGGCUUUGGCAGAGAUGAUCGUCCACGCGACUUUAACCGAGAUGAGCGCCCAAGAGAUUCUGGCCGGGAGGAUAGGCGUGAAGGUGGAUGGCGUGAUGAAGGACGCCGUGAUGAAGGACGUCGCGAUGAAGGACGCCGUGAUAAUGGACAGCGUGAUGACCGUCCACGUGACUUCAACCGUGAUGACCGUCCAAGGGACUUCAACCGUGAUGAUCGUCCAAGGGACUUCAACCGUGAUGAUCGUCCAAGGGACUUUGGCCACGAUGAUAAACGUGAUGACAAGCGCCGGGACUUUGGAAGAGACUUUGGUGGAGGACGAGACGAGAGGCGUGACGUUGGUGGCAGGAGAGACCUUGGAGGACGAGACGAGCGGCGUGACGAUGGUGGCAGACGAGACUUUGGCCGUGAUGACAGGGGUCGUCCUGGUCCUGGCGCCAGCUUUGGUCGGGAUGAUCGUCGUGAUGACCGUCGCGAUGACCGUAGCUGGAGGGGUGGCGAUUCUAGACGCAGUGACCAGCCUUCUGGACAAGGCAGAUCUGAUCCUGGUCAAAGCUGGCGAUAAUCAGUGUUGCUGCCGACUAGCAUUUCGAUUCUCGUCAUAAGUGGACGUUUUGUCUGUUGUCAGAUUGAGGAACAUGUACAUUGAAGUUUAAUUCUUUCUCUUCUUGGCCUUGCUAUGGUUGAAGUGCCGGUCUCUUUUGACUAGUUCCUAAAAUAGCUUCAAUACGAACUUGGGUGCGUGAGCUUGGAACGCACGCUGGGUUUCAUUUACCAAAUAAUGCAACUCCUACAUUUCUUGUGUAUUGAUUUUUGGCAUGCUGACAGUUUACCCAUGCAUUGGACUGGCAGCCAUGCUCCGAGGCCUAGUCGUUCAAGCUGCUGCCGUUUGCUUGCUAAUUUUAGAAAUGCCAUGACAUUUUGCUAAUGCCUUUUUAGAUACUCUUCACUCUUCACCUAUACUCGCGCGCAUAACUGAAAGCCAGGCGGCUGCUUGCUUGCUUCGCAUGCCAUGACAUUUUCCUUCCAUUCUGUGUACAUGGACAUGCCCUCCCGUGACCCAUUCCAUCUUGUACAUGCCCUCAUUAUAUUGAUUGCCACAUCA
This is a messenger RNA of Sycon ciliatum, 4060 nucleotides long. RefSeq names its product eukaryotic translation initiation factor 3 subunit A-like. Gene Ontology annotation, molecular function: mRNA binding; translation initiation factor activity. Lineage: Eukaryota; Metazoa; Porifera; Calcarea; Leucosolenida; Sycettidae. Gene Ontology annotation, biological process: translation reinitiation; formation of cytoplasmic translation initiation complex. Bases 221 to 3520 code for a protein of 1099 amino acids. The record is from RefSeq and is a predicted model, not a curated record. Gene Ontology annotation, cellular component: eukaryotic translation initiation factor 3 complex, eIF3m; multi-eIF complex; eukaryotic translation initiation factor 3 complex, eIF3e. The transcript is spliced from 16 exons.